GUGGAGCUGCAGUCACAGAAUGAAUCUCCAGCGCAGGAGCGAAUGUCAUUGCUGAGAGCUGGCGUUCUUCCGUCCGUCUGCAAGCGUGUGCGAGUGAGAGUGUGUGUGUGCGUGUAUGUGUGUAUGUAAGCGAGCGUGCGCAAGAGUACGGGUCAUGUAGAAAUGGCAGCAUAGCAGCGUAGCAGCUUGGACUCGGACGCUAUUGGGAGUCUCUCUGUGGAUGUGUAACGGCCGAGUGGAAGUGACUAACGAUCUGUUUACGUCUGUGGAGCAACUUCCAGCAUGGCAGGUCCUCUUCCUCCUCUCUCAUUCCUUCAUCUGCCCUCUCUCCUCUGCUGUCUUCCACCCGUCGGAGCCCUGCUGCACUGAAAGAGCGAAAGUGUGAGAGAGGAAAGAAGAGAGAGGACAUGCAGUGGCCAGAGCAGCAGGCUCUGUCUCAGCUUCAUCAGUGACCUGCAUCUGGAGGAACCAUGGUGAGCAAGGAGGUUGGAAAAUGCAUGCUCACCAACUCCGAGUCGGACUCCGAGGCAGCGCCCUCUAUGGCCCUGGAGGUGAAAGGGCCAUCGGACGGGAGCAGGCAGGUGCGCAAGCGCAACAAAGCCCUGCAGGUGCGUUUCAAGGACAUCUGCGAGGCCCAGAGCGAGCAGGCAGCUGCGGCGCGAGGAUCCAAGUCUGUCUCCUAUAAGGUGGCUUACCGGAAGUAUAUGACCGUCCCUGCCCGGAGAUCCAUCCCCAACGUGACCAAAAGUACCGGAGUGCAGACCUCUCCAGAUCUGAGGAAGCGAUAUCAGACUUUUCCACUCGAGAGGAAGAAAGGACACACCGUGAAGCAUGCCGCUACAGUGGAAAGCUACAAGGACCAGGAUAAUGGAUUUGUUAUUGACAUUAAGCGGGCAAAAGCGGGCGAGGGUGGUAAGGAGGGGGCACCAUCUCACACUGUGCGGAAGACUAGAGCGUUAAUGCACACCAACGAAUGCAUAGCCACUAUUGAGCACCACCCGCACACUACAGAGUGCACAGAGAGGACACUGCUGCCCUGUUCAGUGGAAUCUGGGGCAGACCAAUCAGACUACCAGAUCUGCGCGGUGAGGAGUAAACACCGCAAGAGCUUCCAGAGGGACUCGGAGUCACUGGACCGCUCAGGGAAGCGGCAGCUGUUGAACUCUGAUGAUGGAGGCGGCAGGGCUUUGCCAGACUCCAGCUCCAAGGUGACGGGGCCCAUCGCCUGGAACUCCCUCACGCAGGUGGAGUGUCUAGACAGCCCGUCGGCACGCAGCAAGCGCAAAAAGGCCCUGCAGUUGAAUGGCCUGCAGUCCCAGACUUUGCCCAGGACCGGCUGCACCACGCAGGCGCAGUGCCAUGCCGGAAUGAUCUCUGCCCGGCCUUUACGGGCCAUGGAGGAGGCAGAGGCGACGGCCCCUGUCAGUACGGCACCCAUCGCCAUGCCAGCGCCUGCAUGUGGGGGCGGGACAGGGACGGGGACAGCAGCAGGGACUGUACAAGUGGACAGUGAGGCCUGCAAGCAGAUCGUGCCUGUCAAUCAGGACAAGGAUGUAAAAGCACAGCUGCAGGCCAUGGAGAGCAUGAUCAGCUCUAGCCAGGAAACCAUCAAAGUGCUGCUAGGAGUCAUCCAGGAGUUGGAGAAGGGAGAGGCUCUCAGAGAAGGUCUCUCCUAUCGAACCGGGCAGGACACGGCCAACUGCGACACGUGCCGGAACAGUGCGUGCAUAAUUUACAGUGUGGAGCUAGACUUUAAGCAGCAGGAAGAUAAGCUGCAGCCGUUGAUGAAGAGGCUAUGCUCAGCGGAGGACUCGCCCUUUCCUUCACUGCCUUACCCCCAGGAGGCCUACACCUCUACUCCCAAACGCAAGGCCAAAGCAGAGGCCAAGAAACACGCUCGCUGGAAACUCUGGUUCUUAUGAAAGAACACACAGCAGGACACACUCUCUC
Colossoma macropomum (tambaqui) is the source of this 1950-nucleotide messenger RNA. Its product is annotated as inhibitory synaptic factor 2A. Gene Ontology annotation, cellular component: postsynaptic density. The transcript is spliced from 4 exons. NCBI's taxonomy places the organism in Eukaryota, Metazoa, Chordata, Actinopteri, Characiformes, Serrasalmidae. Gene Ontology annotation, biological process: inhibitory postsynaptic potential. The record is from RefSeq and is a predicted model, not a curated record. Bases 471 to 1922 code for a protein of 483 amino acids.